CCGUCACUCACAGAGACAGGUGUGUUUCUCAGCAGCGAAAGUUUAUUCGCGAUAUUAAAAUCUACUUUCCGCAGCUCGCGCGCGACGGCAGGCUUUUAUUUCGCUUCAGUAAAUUACUUUUCACAAACACCUGCACGAAUCGACGAUAAAAAAAAAACGGCUUCGGUUGAUUCCUGUCAGCGGAGUUCCCGCGCCGACCGAACGGAGGCAUUUCUUCGUGAGGAAAACCACAGGCGGUGAAAUGAAACUUCCCUCUCCGGAACCGCGAGCAGGAAAGGCUGGAAAAAGCGGAAAUAAACAGUCGCCGAAAGAGGAACUGCAGUUAUGGGCGGAAUAGGGGACUAGUGCGUACUAGAAACAACAAGACGAGCCGCACUAGCUCGAGUGAGGAUGUGGAUCACUCCUGAAGAAGUCGCGCUAAAAAACGCGCUCAAGCUCUGGGUGACGAACAGAUCCAACGAUUACUUCCUUCUGCAGCACCGACGAGGACACGGAGACACCGGGGGGAAAAUCACAGGUUUGCUGGUGGGAGCUCUGGACACCGUGUUGGACUCGAAUGCUCGCGUGGCCCCGUUCCGGAUCGUUCUUCAUGUUCCGGGGUCACAGGUCAGCUGGAGCUCAUUUUAUUUUAUUAUCUGUGUGUACUCUCUUCCAGGAGCCUCGAUAGAGGAGGUUCAGAAGCACUGGAAAUGGCUGGAUCAGAACCUGCUGCCGUACAUGGCUGUGUUUGAGAAUAAAGAAGACGCAGCCAGUUUCGUACAGGGCAAAGUGAAGGGUUUGAUCGCGGAGGAGGUUCUGGGCGGCCAGGCUGCUCACGAGGACGAUCCAGCUCGCUUCAGGGAAGAUCUGGCUCGGUUCGAGCAGCGCUUCGGCCUCCCUGCACGAGAGAAGCUGGUGACGCACUACUCCUGCUGCUGCUGGAAGGGCCGUGUUCCCCGCCAGGGCUCGCUCUACCUCAGCACCAACCACGUCGCCUUCUACUCCUUCCUGCUCGGCAAAGAGGUGAAGCUGCUGGUCCCGUGGGCUGAGGUGACGCGGCUGGAGCGCGUGUCGGUGGGGCUGCUGACGGACGUGAUCCGCGUUCACACCCGACGGAAGCAGAGGGAUUUCUCCAUGUUUCUGAACGUGGACGAGGUGAUGAGGGUCAUGUGUCAGCUGGCUGAUAUCGCCCUCUGCAGGCUGCUGGACAGCGGAGGACUCACGCUUGACCAGACGCUGCUGGAGUCCACCAGCAUCACCAAGAGGGUGUUGGAGGAACAGGCUCUCAGGCAGUAUGUGCUCUCUCUCUUCGGCUUGCCACGGGCCGAGCGCCUACAGGAAGUGAUGUCAUGCUCGGUUUGGACCCCUCAUGCCCGCUGCCACACGCCGGGCACGCUCUACACCACAGACGGGUAUCUGUGCUUCAGCAGCCGUGAGGAGGGCCAGUGUACUCUCAUCAUACCCCUGGCAGAGAUCCUCUCCAUGGAGAAGCCGGAGAGCACCAGCGCUCUUCCUCACCCGGUCAUCAUCAGUGUCCGGUGUAAGCGGGCGUUCCAGCUGAUCGAGCUGCUCCGUCGGGACGAGCUGGUGGAGAGCGUCAGGCACCGGCUCCGAGAGCUACACUGGAAACAGAACCUGAUCCGCGGACACGACCAGCGCAAGAAGUCCUCAAUCUCCACCACACCCUACUACACCUUCUGUUACGACACCGUCCAGUCAGACGAGGAGGACAGCAGCUCCGUCAUCUCUGAUAAAGCUCUGCGUCACACCGUCCACACAGAGUCCACAUUCCACCCCGGCCAAUCAGACGCUCCGAACAAGACCUGUAACACGGAGCAGGUUCGAGAGCGUCUGUGGGAGGAUCACUUCACGGAGUUCGGCCGCGGCGUCCACAUGUUUCGCACAGAUAAAAUCCGUAAGCUGGUGGCGCUGGGCAUCCCCGAGUCCCUGCGUGGAGAGCUGUGGCUCAACUUCUCCGACGCGUGUUCCUCGCUGGCGGCUCAUCCCAGCUAUUACACAGAUCUUCUGGAGAAAUGCAGAGGAGAGACCAGCAUCGCUACCGAGGAGAUCGAGCGAGACCUGCACCGCUCGCUGCCCGAGCAUCCAGCCUUCCAGAACGAGACGGGGAUCUCAGCGCUGCGCCGCGUCCUGACCGCCUACGCCUUCAGAAACCCCGCCAUCGGCUACUGCCAGUCCAUGAACAUCCUGGCGUCUGUGAUGCUGCUGUACACUAAAGAAGAGGAAGCGUUCUGGCUGCUGGUCACUGUGUGUGAGCGGAUGCUGCCCGACUACUUCAACCGCAGGGUCAUCGGAGCUCAGGUGGAUCAGUCGGUGUUCGAGGAGCUGAUCCGUGAGCGUCUGCCGGAGCUGUCCGAGCGUGUUCCUGACCUCUCUCCGCUGGCCUCGGCCUCUCUCACGUGGUUCCUGACUCUGUUCCUGAGCGUUCUGCCCUUCCGCAGCGCUCUCUGUGUCCUCGACUGCUUCUUCUACCACGGCAUCAGAGCCGUCUUCCAGAUCGCGCUAGCGGUGCUCGACGCUAACUCUGCUGAGCUGAGCUCCUGCAGCGACGACGGACACGCCCUCAUGAUCCUGACCAGUUUCCUGGAGCAGGUCAGACACGAGGACGAGUCAGAGGUCAGUCCUGAAGACGCAGGAGCUGCUCUUCAUCUCAGCAUCACCACGCUCAUCACUGAAGCGUACGAGAAAUUCGGCGGCGUGACGGUGAAGCAGGUGGAGAUGCUGCGAUGCCGCCACCGCGUUCAUGUGCUGCAGGCUCACGAGGACACCACCAAAGACAACGCUCUGCGUCUGGUCACUCCGGAUGUGUCUCUGUCUCCUGAAGACCUGUCCGAGCUCUACGACCUCUUCAAGACGGAGCACUUGAUCAGUCUGUACUGGUCCGAGGGCUCUUCGUCGUCGUCUCCUCCUCUUCCUCCGGCGGCGGCCGGCGGCUCGGACCGAUACGUGCUGGACCGAGCUCAGUUUAAGAGUGUGUACGAGCUGCUGACUCCGUGGAGCUGCGGGCCGCACACGGACACCGUCGCCCAGCGGGCCUUCACCCUGCUGGACCAGCACCGAGACGGACUCGUCAGCUUCCCGCAGCUCGCUCAGAUGAUGGACGUUCUGUUCUGUGCUGAGCUGAGCGAGAAGAUCCGGCUCCUGUAUCGCCUUCACGUCCCUGCAGCUCUGAGUGAAGAUGCAGAAGACCUGUCUCCUCUGAAGAGUCCUGUGUUGUCCAGCACCAGACCUCUUUAUGUCAACCUGCCCAACGGAGAGAGGAAGAGUUAUGAAGAGCAGCUGCAGCAGAUGCUUCAGGACCUGAAAAGAGGAAAGGAGAAGAACGAGAAGCCUCUUCCUCACAUGAACCAGCGGCAGUUCAUCCAGUUCUGUAAGACGCUCUACAGCAUGUUUCAGGGCGAGCCGGGCGAGGCCGAGCUCUUCCAGGCCAUCGGGAUGGUGGCCAGCCUGGUGCUGCAGAUCGGAGAGGCUCAUCAGAGCGGGCCGAGCCGGAGCGAGGAGCACUGGGCCGCCAGCUUCGAGCAGAUCCUGGCCUCCUUGCUGACCGAGCAGGUGCUGGUCAACUUCCUGGAGCGGCCCGUGGAGCUGAGCGCUAGAAUGAGCGCCGCCAAGCCCCGGCAGUAUCAGGAGCGCGCCGGGCUGCUGAUGAUCUCGUCCUGAGGUGAGCCGGACUCCCUCGCCCGCUGAGCCAGCUCUCUCUCUCUCUCUCUCUGUGUGUGUGUGUGUGUUCAUCAGUAUUCAGCUCUGCUGCGGAGAUCAACUCAAAACCUCACCGACCGCAUGAAGGAAGCAUCUAUUACUAGACCUGGUCCUGAAUCAGUUUAUAAACGGUCUUUCAGCAUCGUCUAGCGUCUUAUUUCUGCUCUAAACGUCUUUUUAAGUUAAUGAACAUGAAGUCGUGCUUUUUGACAAAAGGUCAUGACUUUUUAAUCUUGUAGUUCUGAUUUAUUUUCUUGCAGAAUUGUUUUUUUUUUUUCUACCCCUAAGAAACUAUAACUUGUAGUUUAUCUCACGACCCUGCGAUCGGAUGAAGUGUGUUUUUUGUUCAUAAAAAUAGCAUUCUUUUCCCUUUUAGGUUCAAUAAAUGAAUUUUUCUAACGGCCAAAGGGGUUCUUUAAGCAAAACCUUUCCAGAAAACACAGGUUUUGAGGCUCCAGUAAAUCUUGAAGCGAUGUUUAGAUGUUUGCUGAGACAGAAAUGGAAGAACGUUUUUCUCAGCGUGUUAAAGUCUGCUGGGUGAUCCUCUGAACAAACAGAGCGCUCUACUUUUAGUUUCUUACAUGUAUUUGAUAUACGGUUGUCUUUCUCUUAAGUGCCUUAACCUUCAGCUUUAGCUAAACGUGGUGAAAUCCAAAGGGACCAGGUUCAAUGCUGUGAGAAUCAAGAGUCCACUUUUCAGAAGAUGUAGCGUUAUAUAUUUAUGAUCGGAGGAAACAAUCAGACCUCAAGGCUUCCUGAUGAACUACAGCUUUAAAGGAGUUCAUGUGAUCUGUGUUCUUCUGCUGAUCCUGUUCUCUCACAAGAAAUAAAUCAUCCACAAACACAA
Molecule: messenger RNA, 4543 nt
Organism: Puntigrus tetrazona (Sumatra barb)
Lineage: Eukaryota; Metazoa; Chordata; Actinopteri; Cypriniformes; Cyprinidae
Product: TBC1 domain family member 8
Exons: 20
Coding region: 391-3657 (1088 amino acids)
Molecular function (GO): calcium ion binding
Source: RefSeq, a predicted model, not a curated record